ACAACGUCUAAUCGCUUGUAGUUACCGCUGUUAUCAAAUAAACGAUAAGCAAAACGCGCUGAUAACUCGAAUUAGCAAUCAACGUUAACAAUUUGCGGCAAUAAUGUUAAACUAUUGUCUAGGCUGCCUCAGUUCGUCUUCUACCAGCAGUCCAGGCAGCUGCUGCUCUGGGCCCUGACAUCCUUAGCGCAGUUACGCAGGCAUCGCAUAUAUCCAGCCGGCGAGAUGCGUGAUCAGAGCUCCGAGUGUUGCUGCCAGCCCAUGCUGGAUGAGUUUCAGUUGACCAAGUUCUCGUUGCAGCAUGAUGAGCCAGCGGACUUCUGUCGCUCGCAGUGGCAGCGUGGAAAGCGUUGCGUUGCUUGGCUGAUUUACCGUUGGAUUCUUACCGCGUUCUUCGCUGGCGGUGUUAUUGGCAGUUUGGUGGAUUCCUUCACGGGUGGACACUGGUUCAUAUAUUUAACAGACUGGGGCUUCACUUUGUGUUUGUAUGCGUGUCUUUAUGGCGCAGUCAUCACCACCAUUUAUUUUGUGAAUCCCAACUAUUUUGCUAACGGCAGUUGGGCACUGAAGAUCUAUUGGCUUUCCCAUUUUACUACCACAGUGCUGGCCCUGAUGAUAACCCUAGUAUUUUGGACUGCUCUCUAUCCAAGCAUGUCUGAUGGUCCUGUCGGUCUUUACAACCUCUGGGCGCAUGCCUUUAAUUCCAUUUGCAUGCUGUAUGAUUGCUUUAUGGUCGCCUUUCCCACCAGAUUGAUGCACUUUAUUUAUCCGCUCUUAGUGGGUCUCAUCUAUGGGUUCUUCUCCUUAUUCUAUUUUUUGGCUGGCGGCACCGACUUCUUUGGUAAUCGCUAUAUAUAUUUCAUUCUGGAUUGGCAGCAACCGGGAUUGGCCAUUGCGAGCGUGUGCGGCUGCAUAGUUAUUGCUCUUUUAUUUUGUGUUUUGGUUUUCUGGAUUUAUAGAUUUAGAAGUUGGCUGCAUGAACGGUGUGUGAAGCCGAAAGCAAUUGAGAUAUUAGAAACACGAUCGGCUGAAAAUACGGAAAGUAGAGAAACUGUUUAAGCUAUCUUUGCUAUUUGUUUAAAAGUCAAUUGUUAAUCUAAUCAAUUAUAGCUUUAAAAUCGUCAUCAGUUCUGUUUCCGAUAAAUUUGUUCUUUUUACGAGGAAUAAAAAUCAUACGAACAAAUAUAUUGUAAC
Messenger RNA from Drosophila busckii, 1194 nucleotides. Its product is annotated as protein rolling stone. Gene Ontology annotation, cellular component: membrane. The transcript is spliced from 4 exons. The record is from RefSeq and is a predicted model, not a curated record. Bases 226 to 1059 code for a protein of 277 amino acids. NCBI's taxonomy places the organism in Eukaryota, Metazoa, Arthropoda, Insecta, Diptera, Drosophilidae.